This is a messenger RNA of Bradysia coprophila, 1007 nucleotides long. RefSeq names its product RNA polymerase III subunit RpII33 (gene Polr2C). Gene Ontology annotation, molecular function: protein dimerization activity; DNA binding. The record is from RefSeq and is a predicted model, not a curated record. Gene Ontology annotation, biological process: transcription by RNA polymerase II. NCBI's taxonomy places the organism in Eukaryota, Metazoa, Arthropoda, Insecta, Diptera, Sciaridae. Gene Ontology annotation, cellular component: RNA polymerase II, core complex.
AACUGUCACAUUAUUUGUGUAAAAACACCGAUGCCAUCCAUACGCAUCAACUGUAUCUGUUAAACUCUACAAAUUCUGAGGAAAAUCUUAUUGAAAAAAUGCCCUACGCCAACACUCCGUCAGUACAAAUAUCCGAACUUACCGACGAAAAUGUUAAAUUUGUUGUUGAAGACACAGAUCUCAGCCUGGCAAACAGCCUACGUCGAGUUUUUAUUGCCGAAACUCCAACUCUAGCUAUCGACUGGGUUCAAUUCGAAGCCAAUUCCACUGUACUCGCAGACGAAUUUCUCGCCCAUCGAAUCGGUUUGAUUCCACUGAUUUCCGACGAGGUGGUGGACAGAAUUCAAAACACUCGUGAAUGUUCAUGCUUGGACUUUUGCACCGAGUGUAGUGUGGAAUUUACGUUGGAUGUUAAGUGCAGUGAUGAGCAUACACGUCACGUUACCACAGCCGAUUUAAAGUCUAGCGAUGCACGCGUACUGCCGGUUACGUCCAGACACCGAGAUGACGAGGACAACGAAUAUGGAGAGACCAACGAUGAAAUUUUGAUCAUCAAACUGCGUAAGGGUCAAGAGUUGAAGUUGAGAGCGUACGCUAAAAAGGGUUUCGGUAAAGAACAUGCCAAAUGGAAUCCAACAGCUGGCGUUAGCUUUGAAUACGAUCCGGAUAAUUCGAUGAGACAUACCCUAUACCCAAAACCAGACGAAUGGCCGAAAAGUGAGCACACGGAGCUUGACGAUGAUCAAUAUGAAGCUGAAUAUAACUGGGAGGCUAAGCCGAAUAAAUUUUUCUUCAACGUUGAGUCCAGUGGCGCACUUCGGCCAGAAAAUAUUGUGUUGAUGGGAGUCAAAGUUUUGAAGAACAAAUUAUCCAAUCUACAGACGCAGUUAAGUCACGAACUUACUACAAAUGACGCAUUGGUGAUUCAGUAAACAGCAAAUCCACUGAAUUCCUUGAACUUUUUUUGUUGCUUUAAGAAUAAACAAUAAUUCAUUUGCCGUCAACAA